AUGCAUGAAAAAACAUAUUUUUCGACUUCAAAACUCGCAAUGUCGAGCAGGAUGCUUUGUGGCUUCACGCCAAUAACCUUCUGUCGCAAGCUCUCAAGAUUACAGGUUGCGAGAGGGCUUGCUCUAAAGAAACUUAUCAAGGGCAAACACGAGUUUAGACGUACAUCAACGUCAAAGAUUAAUGUCGAUAAAAAGAACAGUAAAAAUAUCAAACGCACAGUUUCACAAAUAUCUUCAGUUGUAGAAGCUUCUCCAAAGAGCUUCAAUCCUACAAAACAAGCCGUUGUUACUUCAGGCGGUGCGGUGUCUCCUUUGUCGGUAAAGAUCGAAAAGAAGAAACCUAAUACACCAAGAAACAACAAUUCCGAAGGUUCUUCGCCGAAAUGUACUGCGAACUUCAUUUUAAUGGUGGAGCUGAGGAAGAACAUCUUUGCUUUCAGAGAAAUGAUUGAUUUGCCUUCUCUUGAUGGUUCUCUCUCUGUCACCGAGAUCAUCAGACAAACAAUGAAGGAUCUACAAAAGCUUUCUCCAGAGAUUGUAACCAUUAAUAAAUCUUUUGAAAUGGAAGGAGCUGAGAUGGAUAAGAUGUUGAUUUUCUUCUAUGAGGAUCUCAGAGCUAUUGGUGAUUCUUGGAUUAUGGAUAGUGACUGGAUUUAUCGAUCUAAGUACAAGAACAGUGGUGUUGGGAAGAAUAAAUCAGAUCGUCUUGUGGAGCAUGUUUUAGCAGCUCUUGAUGGACUAAUCAAGAUGACAAGAGAAAGAUUUGGUAUGAUGGAUCUUGAAUCUGAAGAAAGAAAGAGUUUUACGGCAAAAGGUGUUUCAUCAGAAGCAAGAAGAAGCUUUACAAGAUCAGUGUCUUAUUCAGAGAGUAACAACUCUUUUUACCAAUCUCCAUUAACACCGAGAUCGGUUCUUCCUGGGACGAUGAUGAUGUCUAGUAGUAACUCAACAUCUCCGAGUCUUUGGAACUUAAGAGCUCAAGCUUUGGAUAAGUUAAGCCCCGUUGAUCUGAAGCGGCUUGCUAUGCAGAUCUUGUCGCAUAGAGAUUCAGACCUUGUUCAAGAUCUUGAUCUUAAGAAUAGUAUCGAAGAAGAAAAAGAAGAGAGUGAGACAUUGUCAGAGAAGGAAGAAGAUAAUGAUUCCUCUAUUUCAGAAACAGAGCAUGGAAUCGAAACAGAUGAUCAUAGCAAAGGUUCUGAAACAGGGCAGGAGGCUGAAACAGAGCAUCAUAUUAAAGGUUAUGAAACAGAGCAUGAGAUUGAAGGAGAGCAUCAUACUGAAAGUUCUGGAACAGAGCAUCAUAUUGAAACGGAGGAUCAUAGCGAAACUACAACUUCAGAGACUAACACAAUAGAAUCUUUUCAAGAAGAAAUCUCAGUAACUCCACCGGCUCCACCUUCUCCACCGCCACCACCACCAUCGCCGUCACCAAAGGCGUCAUUUUUCAACACGAAAGCUACUCCUCUCUCACAACCGCCACCGCCACCUCCAUCAUCACCACAACCGGAAAGAAAAGCUCUUACUCCUCCCCCGCCACCACCACCUUCAAGAACACAUGAUUGUGGAGAUUUUUGUCCACUUACGAAACCUCAAUCUAUCAAUGGCGAUAACAGUCCGACGUCGAUGCCAGCACCUCCGGCACCACCGGGUAGUGGAAGAUCCUUGCGUGCCAAGAAAGCAACUAGCAAAUUGAGAAGAUCAGCACAAAUUGCAAAUCUCUAUUGGGUUCUCAAAGGGAAGCUUGAAGGCCGUGGCGUAGAAGGAAAAACAGCAAAAGCAAGCAAAGGGCAGAAUAAUGUUGCAGAGAAAUCUCCUGUUAAAGGUGCAAGAUCAGGAAUGGCUGAUGCACUUGCAGAGAUGACAAAAAGGUCGAGUUAUUUCCAGCAAAUAGAAGAAGAUGUUCAGAAAUACGCGAAAUCAAUUGAAGAAUUGAAAUCUUCAAUACAAAAUUUCCAGACAAAAGACAUGAAAGAAUUGCUCGAGUUUCAUAGCAAAGUGGAAUCUGUUCUUGAGAAACUAACUGAUGAAACUCAAGUACUCGCGAGGUUUGAAGGUUUCCCUGAGAAGAAACUAGAAGCCAUAAGAACAGCUGGUGCCUUGUACAAGAAGUUAGAUGGGAUUCUAGUUGAGCUCAAGAACUGGAAAAUGGAGCCUCCAUUAAACGAUCUGCUCGACAAGAUAGAGCGUUACUUCAACAAAUUUAAAGGAGAGAUCGAAACAGUGGAACGAACAAAAGAGGAAGAAGCUAAAAUGUUUCAGAGACACAACAUAAAUAUCGAUUUCGAAGUUCUUGUUCAAGUCAAAGAAACUAUGGUUGAUGUUUCAUCAAAUUGCAUGGAGUUGGCACUAAAGGCAGAGAGAGCUAAAAGGCUAUGGAGGGCUUUUCAAUUUGCUUUCAAGGUUUAUACAUUUGCAGGAGGUCACGAUGAACGAGCAGAUCAUUUAACAAGACAACUUGCACAUGAGAUUCAGACAGAUCCUGAUCAAACGGAUUCAUCGAUGAUCAUGUAA
Thlaspi arvense is the source of this 2511-nucleotide messenger RNA. The record is from the annotation of a GenBank genome assembly. NCBI's taxonomy places the organism in Eukaryota, Viridiplantae, Streptophyta, Magnoliopsida, Brassicales, Brassicaceae.